AUGGCCAUUAAUGGAAUUACAGUUAUUCCAGCUGGAACUAGGCUUGCACAAUUGGUACUGCUCCCAUUAAAUUCAGGGGGUUCUUCCACUGCUCAGACCACACCGCGAGGAACUGCUUCUUUGGGGUCUUCUGAUGAGUAUUGGGUUCAGCCUGUCACUCAAAAAAGACCCACCCUCACCCUGCGAAUUGAAGGAAAGGAGUUUCAGGGAAUUUUGGAUACUGAUGCAGAUGCCACAGUUAUUUCCCAAAAAUAUUGGCCACCAAGUUGGCCCCUUACCUCGUCCCUAACUGACCUUAAAGGCAUAGGGCAGUCAAAAAACCCUUUGGUCAGCUCCAGUGUUCUUAAUUGGACUGACAAAGAGGGCAAUAGGGGAACUGUUACUCCUUUUGUUGUUCCUGACCUCCCUGUUAACCUAUGGGGCCGGGAUAUCUUGACCCAGAUGAAGGUUAUCCUUGCUAGUCCCAAUUCUGUGGUUACACAUCAAAUGCUCCGUAUGGAUUUUGUCCCUGGUAUGGGUCUUGGAAAAUCAGGACAAGGAACCAUUGAGCCCAUCCAAGCUACCCAAAAAACAGACAAACAUGGGCUUGGGUAUUCGGAUUUUCAGUAUCGGCCCCCAGGUGGCAGCCAGAACACUUGA
Messenger RNA from Dipodomys spectabilis (banner-tailed kangaroo rat), 639 nucleotides. RefSeq names its product endogenous retrovirus group K member 7 Pro protein-like. The record is from RefSeq and is a predicted model, not a curated record. Lineage: Eukaryota; Metazoa; Chordata; Mammalia; Rodentia; Heteromyidae. The coding region runs from base 1 to 639 and encodes 212 amino acids. Gene Ontology annotation, biological process: proteolysis. The transcript has a single exon. Gene Ontology annotation, molecular function: aspartic-type endopeptidase activity; nucleic acid binding.